AUGGCACUCCCCGUCAGAUCCACCCCGCAGCUCAACCCAAACCCCGUCAAGGCGGCCGAUGAACCGCAAGGGAUCGUGAAGAGCCAGCCCAAGCAGUGCGCCGGCGCCGUCGCCGAGUACGUGGCCGAUAUCCUCAGAUACUGUGGUGUAGGAGACGCCACCCGAACCAGUCUCUCGUCCGAUACGUACUUUGAGGGCAUCCUGCAGGCGGCCUGCAAUGAUCCCAGGUGCGCCCAUGCAUACAAAUCGCACGCCCCGGUGAUCCAGCGGCUGUGCGAGCCCAACGAAGUUGCCGUUGUUCAGUUCUGGGGCCACCGGCUCUCGUAUGUCGUCAAGGACCUCAUGCCCGGCGGCUUUGUCGACCCGGUCACCCAUCCGAGCUGCCAGGUGAUGGCCUCGAACGGCAAGCACUGCCUCGCCAAAUCCAUCGUGGCUCUCAUGGAGCUGAUGCGGUUCAUGGACGGUGGCGAAAAGCUGCUGGGUCUGCGGGAAAGCCUGUGCGAUGUCCGCCACUGCUAUGCCGAGCUGUUCUCACGCGAGUACAACGAGGACGACGACGGCACCAAUGUGUUCGCGAUCAACGGCCUGCACCUCUUCACCCCGCAGUUUUCUGUUCUCAAGAGCUACAUCAACGGCAUCUGCACGAACUGGCUGUCGAUUCCGAUCUACUAAUCCUGGCUCAAGGCCGCACCGAUUCCGCGGCGCUGAAGCAGUCAUGGGACCCUGGAGCCUCUACACCUCACUCCGCGA
Polychytrium aggregatum is the source of this 750-nucleotide messenger RNA. RefSeq lists its product as uncharacterized. Lineage: Eukaryota; Fungi; Chytridiomycota; Chytridiomycetes; Polychytriales. The record is from RefSeq and is a predicted model, not a curated record. Bases 1 to 672 code for a protein of 223 amino acids. The transcript is spliced from 4 exons.